CGAGUGUUAUCCAAGCCAGUUUUACUUAGGAUUAGCAAUGUAGCAGAGAAAAUGUUUUAUCAGCUACCAUCAAUGGAAGGGAAAGGAAGUUAUAUCAAUGUUAAACAAUUUGCUACAUAGAAUUUCUUGCAGUUUGUUGAUCGUCUGAGGACACAGGUGGAACAACAAGUACCAGAUCCCAUGGUGCAGACAGAGCUGAUCAAAGAGAUGGCUCAAAGAAAUGCUAAUGAGACCUGUCGUAGAAUUAUUCUUAGCCUUCCCCUAGAACCUCCACCUACUCUGUCCCAGAUGAUAGAAGCUUGUUCCAGAAGGACAGAAAUGUUCUGCGCAUCUGAAAGAAAUCCUGGACCUACACACCCACAGCAUACAGCCCCUGCAGGACCAAACCCAAACAGGCAACUGAUGCCACCAAAUCAGCUGCAGCGCAUCAUCUGCCUCCGCUGCAGGAAACCAGGACACUUCACCAGAACCUGCCCUCAGACCCAGAAGCAGAAGAAAUCCCAGACAAAAAAACUGAAUUUACAGCGCGUGCCCGCUGUUAAUACUACAACGCGCAAAGAUAUAAAUAUAGCGGGACUCACAUUGGCAAAAGCCUCUCUCUUAAAGAAAAAGGGGGAGGGCAGGUCACAGGGUGUGGGGGUGCAAAAAAAUGUAAAUGUUAAAUGCUCAACUAACAAGGUUUGGCAGCCACUAGGCCAUUUUAGACUUGUAACUACCAAAGGUUUUCAUUUCAGAUCUACUGAGUGGAUGGUUAUAACAGUUGACCUAUCAAACAUCUCACAGGACCUGACGGUUUACGACAUGGGAUUGGACAAGAAAACCUACCUCCCACUCAACCCUAUGAUGAACCCCAUCCAAGUUGUCAUCCUGCUAAUGCUGAACAGUCUGGUAGCUGCAUGGAUCGUCCCUCAGCCGCGUCAGAACGUCUGGGUGACCCUGGCACAGACACUUCAGCAAGAAAACAUAUGUUUGUCCACUGCAGCAGCUAAGAACCCUAUGUCCACCUGUCUGGUAGGAAUUCCUUUGCAGGCUGGAGAAUUUCCAGCAAGUUUGGACAAAUACAAGUCCAACGAAGUUCCGGAGGCGCACACCCCACAACCACACAAGGAUCAUCAAAAACAAGAUGUGUUUGCCAUGAACCCCUUAGCGGAAUGGGUGCGGGGUUUGCCCAAGGUAGCUCAUGAACCUCAGGAGUUAGAACUAUUGGGUUCCUCCCCUGCAACAUACUGCAUCCAUUUCUCUGUCAUCCCAAAACCCACUAGCACUGACGAGUACCACCUUAUAAGACAGUUCCGGGGAGAGUUUACUGCAAAGAGGUGGUGUCAUAAUAUAAGCCACAUUGCAGCAGACAACCCAUCUCACUCUAGCCCCAGAAGCCUCCCUAAGGGAUUGUUCUUGGUUUGUGGGGAUCGGGCAUGGGCAGGAAUUCCAUUGCGGCUUUUAGGAGGGCCAUGUACCGUAGGGCGAUUGUCCGUAUUGACACCCAACCAAACUUUAAUUCGCGAAUGGACUCACAAAAACAAAUCGGCUGACAAAAUUCAAAAAAGGAGUGCUGACAAUUUGGACCCAAAUUGUAAUUCAGAAAUUUUUCAUUGGGCAAAGUCAAAAAGAGUUGCUGUAUCCCUGUUUCUUCCGUGGGUAGCAGCAGCCAAAGCUCUAGGUGAAUUGGGCCACCUAGAGUGCUGGGUGGUCAAACAGGCAAACUUAACAUCCAUCGCCAUCAGCUCUCUCCUAGAAGACGAGGAGAUUACCAGACAGGCCACCAUCCAGAACCGUGCUGCUUUUGAUUAUCUUUUGCUAUUGCAUGGACAUGAAUGCCAGGAAUUUGAAGGACUCUGUUGCAUGAAUCUGUCCUCAAAGGCUCCAAACAUCCAUGCUGCCCUCCGAAGCAUGAACAACAUGAUCGGGCAAGUGAAGCAAGAAUCUGAAGACUGGAUCAAGGAACUGUUCAAGGGCUGGGGAUUCACUGGGUGGUGGAUUUCUGUAGUUAAAAAAAUUUUGUUACUUUUUGUUAUCCUUUUCCUUGUAACCAUAGCAUUCGGGAUCCUACGCUGUUUGAUUUUCAAGGCUAUUAACAGCCUCAUACCUUCUACCUCAGAAGUCAACCACAUAGAGUUGGCAAACCUAAAGUGAUCUGGUUUCCCUACCAAUCAUAAGUGGUGGGAAAACCCACACUCCGUGUCAAACUGAAUUUGAGAAUUUUUCUUGGUAUCUUUUUAAACAAAAAAAGGAGGAGAUGUUACAUUCCCCUGGGGAAAUGGUUUCUCUGCCCUCAGGGACCCCUGGAGCUCAUGUCAUGUAGUCUGACCCUUCCUUCCCUUUCUGACCCCAUUGGCUGUGUGCCAGCUUGCCCCUCCCUCAGAAGUCCUGAGAAAAGACCCUGUCCCCCUGGGGACGUCCUCUCUUUCCCCGGACACCAUCUGGAAAUAAACAUCACUGCAGCUAAGGGUGAGAGCCUCUUUUGAAUCCUUUUCCUGUCUCUUGAUAUAUUCCUCCUAGGCCUGAGAAGGACUGAGCUAGCUUAGACCCGUAAGGGAAUUAAAGGAGGUUUAUUUAUCACUUAUAUACUAUUUCAAACAGGUUAAUAAUUUCUACUACAAUAAUCAGGUUAAAAAUCACACAGAAAACUCAUGCAUUUUACAACAAUUCUUUGCUUGCAGAAGUUGAUUGAAUCUUUUCUCUUUCCAUAGGCAGGUUUAAUCCCAUCUCCUGUAAUUUUCACAGUUCUGUUUGUUCCUGCCAUGGCAUCCUGGUUAUCAAACCAGCUAUGCUAAUCAAGUCUGACUCUCUGUCUCGUGUAUUCCCAUAUUUGUUCAAACUGACUAGAUCAAAAUGCAAGAAGGUGCAGGAAAAAAUGGAUCUGUAUAUUUAUAAAGCAAAUAAACAUGGAUUGUGUGUCACAGUUCUGUGAAAUGCUGGUGUACCAAACUAAAGGAACAAAUAGAAGCAGAAGGUUCCCAGUUUCCUUAUCAGGGAAAGCAAUGCAUGUUGAUACUCUUUAGCCUGUGCUGUGCAUUUUUUAUGACGCACAUAUUCAAAAAAAUUUCCAGGUUGAGCCCUUUUUCCUAAGCUUGGCAUUAUUCGACCUGAAAAGUAAUUGCAAGAUUUCAGCUGACUUCCACAUGGACUUGAACCCUCCAUCUGUCCGGGACAUGCUGCUGGAUAACUCUGAGCCUGGAGCAGAGGGCACCCAGGGACACUGUCCUGGACAGAGCCUUGAGCACAAGGUCCCUGAGUCCUGCCUGCGCUACAUAAAAUGGACGAAUAUCUCACUUUCUCCUCAUUCUGUGUCACUGCUGAGGCUUUUCAGUGACUGUGGAGUGUGGUGUUAUCCACUGUGUGAUAACCAGAAGCCAGCAUUUCUCUGGAGUUUUGGUCGGUGUCCAAGUUGCCACGCAGGGCUCACUGGCAGCGACAGGCCAGGUGCCAGGGACAGAUUUCCAAGACUUGGCCAUGCUCAAGCCUGGGGGUGUUCUCCGUGACCAACCCACACACAGAGAUCUUCCUGGUGGCCCAUGUGGAGAAGGUGCUGCAGGGCAGCAUCGCCCACUGUGUAGAGCCCUACAUGAAAAACUCAGACCCCGGGAAGGUACUGGCUGGGGCCAUGGGAGUAUCAACUGAGUGAUGCUGUCUGCUGCUGCAGGGAGUAGAGCAGGCUGAAACAUGGGUUCUUCUGCGGCUCUUCAGUUUCUUUCUGACUGCCCAGAAGGUCCAUAAGGUGGCCAAGCAGGUGUGCAGCCGUCUAGGGCAAUACUGGAUGCCGUUUGGCUGGGCUGCCAGGCCAGAGAAGACAAAACUGCCGGUCAUUCCAGCCCAGUUAAAUAUCAUCAUCAAAGACAUCCCGCUAGACUUCACAAAUUGUUUUGAAAUGAACAGGGCUAAUGCCUUUAUUAAUAUUCAGCUCUUUAUUAAAGUGAUCAGCUGGGUGGUAGAGCCCGACGGAGUUUUCCCACGCUGCUGUAGCAAUCCAGAGGAGCAGGAAGUGUUCCAGUUCACCAUUCAGCUGCAGACAGCAAGUGCCAAGUCUUUGUUCCCAUGGGAACUCCUAGAUGCCGAGGCCGUUUCUACAGGUUAAUAGGUCUUAAAGGUCCAAGAACAUUUUAAGGUCUUAUACGAAGUUGUUUAUUACAUGAAAGCAUGUAUCUGAAGGUGUGAGAGUCCUAAAUGAGCGGUCUUACAGUCUCACAAUCGGUUAUGAGUAUAAAGUCUUAGAAAUAAAAUACCAGAAUAAACAGUAGUCUUAACAUGGAAUUAAACAUAACAUUCCAGCCUUAGAAUAAAACAACCUUCAACUCCUGACCCCAAACAGGGUUCCUGGCCGCGAGGAUCUCACUGACAGAAAAGGGGUCCCGAAUCCCAAACAGAGUUCCUGGCCGCAGGGAUUGCAGUGACAGGAAGGGGGUCCCGAGGUCCCAAACCCACACAGAGUUCCCAGCUGCAGGGCCACAAUGGCAGAAAGGGAUCCCGGGGUCCCGAACCCCUGCAGAGUCCCCGGCAGCCCCGAACAGAGUUCCGUGGCAAGCGCCGCAAAGGGGAAAGGGAAGGGACAGGACCCCGGGGCCCUGCUCCCAAGUGACAAAGACUACAAUAGAUGGUACCUUUAGAAUCCCAUUCAGCUCCUUGGCAGGGCUCGUUCUUCAGGCUGCAGAAGGUGGAGGUUGGAUUGAUAGAUCAGAUUGAUCAAUCGAUACCUUCACUUCCAACCUUUUUAUCUAUAAGUUACAAAUGCAUAUUCAUAUCUUUAUCUACACACUGGCCAAUCUAGGUGCAAUUUUUAAAGUUCGUAAAACUACAAAAAACUAUGAAAAGCAGUAUCACAAAACCUACACAUAUAGCAUAUCUAUCAGUGCAAAAACUCUAUCUUGCUAGUGUAAAAGUUCUAUCUUAUUGUGCUUAAAAAUUCUAUCAUGUUAUGUGAAAAACUCUAUCUUAGAAUACGUAAAAAACUUUAUCUUAUUUGCGCAAAAUUCAUACCAAAAAUUAUAAACAGUACUCUAUUUUUGUUGUGUCUAAACUAUCACUAGGCCUGAAGCUCUGUACUUCUACACUAACAAUUAGGCACUUAGGGCAUGUGAAGCUUAAAACUGAGGCUUACAUUUCUACUUUAUGUGUGUGUGGCUUUAUAUAUUCUAAUUUUUCUAAAGGUUUUAUUUCAGUCCCUGCUCUUCUCACUCUCUACGGGGGAUCCAUGGAAACAUGGACUCCAACACCUAGAAGCUCUCUCUGGUCACCUUGAGGAGGCAGAGUGGUGCAGGUCUGUCGCUGAUAUGCACAGCAGCAGAUAUCAGCUUUUUACCCUCAUGGGAUAAACCCGAGGCUUUUUUUCUUUGUCUGCCACUCGAGCUGGCCCAGCCCCAUGUCAGUCUGGCUCUUUACAGACCGUGGUGAGUUCUCAAACUGGGUCAGGGGGUGCGUCCACCUCCUCCUCGGCAAGAACAUCGCCUGGCUCUUCCACCAUGUACAGUCUUCCAUCUUGGGGUGCCGUUCAUCUCCAAAGAACUGUUCCAGCGUACUGUGUGUUCAUCUUAUUUGCAUAUGCCUUCCUCGAAUAGGCAGUGUGGGGGGGGGGCUGGGUGAGCUCCAACUACAGUAGAUACAAUCAGGACAAUCAACUAGCUUUUAACAUGCUAAUUCAGAAAUGCAGGACUGGCAAGAUAUCUGCCCAGCACUCACACCCACUGAGAAUUUGUUCAUAACAGUUUCACAGCUUCUUAUAUUCCUAUAAAACCUUUUGAGAAGGGCAGUGAGGACAUUGCAGUUGAAGUGGAGGAGCUUCUCCCAGAAGUUGCAAAAUACUGUUACCCCUUCAUGGUCUACAAAAACCACCUCUAUGUCUACCCCUUACACUUGAAGUAUGAGAACCUGAAGGUGUUUGCAAAGGUGAGUGACCUGGGCAGUGAGCUGGGCAGUGACCUGCAGCCAGGCUUGGUGUGGGCCAGGGUGAUGCUGCUGCUCAUCCUCCUGUUCUCCCCCAUUUCAAGCCAGGAAUAUUGCUGUCUGUGUUGAGUUCAGGGAUUCAGAUGAAGCUGAUGCCAGGCCAUUAAAGGUGGGUUAAUGUUACCUGUUAACGGGGCUGCCAUUUGGCCACUGCUGGAUGUUCUGUACCAGCCAGGCUGAGCAGGGCAGGAGAAAAGCACUGAGUUUCCAUGAUCACUGGUUUAAUUUGGCCAGCUGAUUUAGGGUGGCAGGACCCCAAAUUUAGCUCUUCAUUUGUGUUUCCAGUGCAUAUAUGGCAAACCUGGGGGCCGUCUGCUGACCACAAAUGUGUAUGCUGCCCUGCUGCAUCACAACCAGAGCCCAGAGUUCUAUGAUGAGGUAAAAGCAAAGUGUGGCAAACAGCAGAUCUUCCUGGAUGCUACAAUGCCAAGGGGCUUUUCAGGGUACCUCUUUUUCCAGGGCUGGGUGAAAUACAAAUAAAGGUAAUCACCAGCCCUUUGCCUCAGCAGAAGGGCUCAGCAAAGCCAGAGCCUUUGUAAAUUUUUCAUGUCAGUUUGUUUUCUGCUGUCUACUGUCACGCUUUGUGUACUCCAUUCACACACCCCCAUUAAUAAGUAAUGUUGCAAAUGUGAUGAAAAUGUUAGGAGCCAUUUAAGAUGGGUAAGAAUGUGUCUUGUGUAACUCCAUACAAUAUAACAUUUGUGAAAUGAAAUAGAACUAAAAUAUUACUCCACAACUAAAAAUACAGUCUGAUCUAUCGUGAUAUCAUUUUAGAUUACAAUUGAGCUUCCAAUUCACCUCCAUCAAAAGCAUCAUUUGCUUUUCAUCUUCUAUCAUGUCAGCUGUGAAAUUAAUACAAAGGCAACAUCGAAAAAUCAAGACACUGUUGAAACUCAAGUGGGGUUCGCCUGGGUGCCGUUGCUGAAGGACAGGCGGAUUGUCACCCUGGAGCGGCACCUGCCGGUGUCAUCAAACCUCUUCCCUGGGUACCUGGGGCUUGGAGACAUGGACUCACGGAAGAUGGGACCUUGUGGGCACAGCCAGGACCCCGCGACCCGAUCACGCUCCAGCCGGCACCGGGUGAUUUCUCGGGGAGCCCAUUGGCGCCGUGACCCUCGCCGCUCACAAUGACCCCUGGUGAGAGGAAAGUAGGAAACUAUUUGCCUUUGAGUGGGAACAUCCAGAAAAUGGAAGAAAAACCCAGCUCACCUGGAUGCGACUCCCGAUGGGGUACAAGAACUCACCCACUUUAUUUGGGAGUCAACUGGCAAAGGAACUGGAAAUCUGGACCAGAGAAGGGCAAGUACCGAGAGACCAAUAUCUAUUACUCCAGUAUGUAGAUGACAUUUUGAUUGCAACAGAGGAAGAAAUGACCUGCAUAAAGGUAACCUUUGAGAUUUUAAAUUCAUUAGGAAUGGGAGGGUAUAAGGUAUCCAGAGAAAAGGCACAGAUUGCUCAACAGACUGUGAUUUACCUGGGAUGUGAAAUCUCACAAGGGCAGAGAAAACUGGGUACUAAUUGUAUUCAAGCUACCUGUGUUAUUCCAGAGCCCCAGAAUCUACACGAGCUGCGGAUCUUCCUUGGAAUGACUGGGUGUUGUCGCCUGUGGAUCAUGGACUAUGGACUGAUUGCAAAACCCUUGUAUGAGGCUCAGAAGACACAGCCGUUCACCUGGGGCAAACCACAGAAAGAGGCCUUCCAUAAGUUAAAGGAAGCAUUGACAACUGCUCCUGCGUUGGGGUUACCUGAUCUGUCUAAAGACUUUCAGCUGUACGUGCAUGAAAGGCAGCGACUGGCACUGGGAGUCCUGACCCAACAACUGGGAAGCUGGAAAAGGCCGGUGGGUUACUUUUCCAAACAACUCGACAACGUAAGUGCCGGAUGGCCUUCAUGUCUGCGGGCAGUGGCAGCUACCAAGCUGCUGAUACAGGAAGCCAGGAAGCUCACAAUGGGAAGACACAUAGAUGUCUAUGUCCCACACAUGGUAACUACAGUCCUGGAACAAAAGGGGGGCCAUUGGCUCUCUCCAAGACGGAUGAUGAAAUUCCAGGUAACCCUGACUGAGCAGGAUGACGUUGCACUAAAAACAACUAACCUCUUGAAUCCAGCUCUAUUUCUAGGUGCCACAGCUGAGGAAGGUCCAUUAGAGCAUGACUGUCUAGAAGUAAUCGAGCACACCUAUUCAGCAAGAACAGACCUGAAGGAUGUCCCCCUAGAGCAACCAGAGUGGGAACUCUUUACAGAUGGAAGCAGCUUCAUGGAAAAUGGAACCAGAUACGCAGGAUAUGCAGUAACUACAAUUGAUGUAGUAAUAGAGGCAAAAGCACUACCACCUAAUACAUCUGCACAGAGGGCAGAACUAAUUGCAUUAACCAGAGCACUAGAGCUGAGUGAGGGGAAUACAGUAAAUAUAUGGGCUGACUCCAAAUAUGCCUUCGGAGUAGUGCAUGUACAUGGAGCUUUAUGGAAAGAAAGAGGAAUGCUGUCCUCCCAAGGUACACAAGGUACACAUCAAGAUGCGGUCCUACAACUGAUAGAUGCAGUACAAAAACCUGAACAAGUAGCAGUCAUGGCUUGCAAAGCACAUCAAUCAGGCAACUCCAAAAUUUGUGAAGGAAAUCGAAGAGCAGAUUGGGCAGCCCGUCAGGUAGUGUGAGAGGUGCAGAAAACAAUGGCAUUGAUACCUUCAAGACUUAAUAUCUCUCAAUUUAAUUUGCCUCCUAAGCCAAAAUAUACAAUAGAAGACGACAAACUAGCACAACUGCUGAAGGCACAGAAGAACGCAGAAGGGUGGUAUGUAACUGCACAAGGGUAAAUAGUGGUACCUCCUUUGGUAAUGAGAGAAAUUUUACAGGUAAAACAUAAUGAGUGUCACUGGGGUGCAGAGGCGUUGGUAAAGUGGUUAAGACAAUACCUAAUCUCAGUAUGGAUGCAAACAGUGUCCAAGUCAGCAAUGUCUAAAUGUGAAAUCUGCCUAAAAAACAACCCGGCAGCUAGACGACAGGCACAGUUAGGCAGAAUUCGGAUGGGAAUAGAACCAGGAGACUAUUGGCAAGUGGAUUUUGCAGAAUUGCCAAGAACUCGGGAAUACAAAUACCUGUUAGUAGGGGUUGACACAUUUUCUGGAUGGCCAGAAGCCCUUCCCUGUCUCACAAACCAAGCAAAGGAAACAGUUAAGUGGUUAUUACAGAUCAUUCCCAGGUUUGGGGUGCCCCUAGGGAUAUCAUCAGACAGAGGCCCACACUUCAUAGCCACCGUGGUACAAGAGGUAAGCAAGUUAUUGGGAAUAUCUUGGGACCUCCACACACCAUGGAGACCCCAGUCAAGUGGGCAAGUAGAGAGAAUGAACCAGACACUGAAGGGGCAGAUCAGUAAAAUAUGCUAGGAAGCCAAACUGCAGUGGCCGCAGGCUUUACCAAUAGCAUUGCUGAGAAUUCGGAUAAAGCCUAGGAGUGGGAUGUCAGUUAGUCCUUAUGAAAUAUUGUAUGGGAAACCAUAUGAAUCUCCUAACCCAUAUCCAAAUGUUCAUGUCACAGGGAAACAAGAUGUGUAUAAUUAUGUUCUGUCCCUCGGGAAAACUCUAGCUCGCCUUCGAAGUGUUCUCGUGUGGAACAGACCACUGGCCCUGGAGAAUUCAGUCCACAAUAUCGAACCAGGAGAUGAAGUAUACAUCAAAACCUGGAACGAAGAACCACUAAAAGAUAAGUGGACUGGUCCUCAUCAGGUACUGCUAACCACCUUUACAGCAGUCAAAGUGGCUGGAGUGGAACCCUGGAUACACUACACACGCGUGAAGGAGGUCCCUCGUGGAGUCCAAUCGUGGGCUGUAGAAACUAUAGGACCGACAAAGCUGAGGCUAAAACGUCUGUAACUGCUCAAAUGGUAUCGGUAAUUGUGCUCAUGCUCUUCUUGUGGGUAAUGUUAAUUUCAUGGAUACUAAUGUCACCAGUGGGGAUAUCUGUUACUUUGGGAUAUGGAAUACAGAAGGGUCAACUAACCACUCUUCAUUCUAGAAUGAAGAGAGAGGUACAGGCAAAAACACAAGUAAUAGAAAUUUCUAAUGAAAUUCGGGCUGAGAAGGUAAUGAUUGGAUUGAUCAGAGACUUUGCCAAAAUGCACAAUACCAGCAGAAUAACGGCCUGUCUGCCAAUACCAAAGGCAGCAGGGGACCCAGUAAGCUGGGGAAUAUUAACGUCAAAAUUACCUGAAAUAGGAGGGAACAAAACAGUCAAAUGUAAACAAGUACCAGAGUCAAGGGUGGUGGUCAAAGAGUACUGGAAGAUAACAGAGAGAUCCUAUAUGCAACCUAUGAGAAAAUCAGACUGCACUCUUAGUAAUGGCAAAUUAGGACAAAUCGUAGAGUGGUGGGUUAAGGACCAAGACCUUGCAAAAUAGGAAUGUUGGUUUCUACACUAUCAAAAGAUCAGGGACAACGCUACAGAGAGCAUUGUGGUGUGGAAAUGUGAAGAAAAGGAUUGGAAAGGACUGGAACCCUGGGACAGUGCAUGGUCUAUGAGUAUCCUCCAGAGAUUCCAAUAUAUGGCAAGCACACCCUGGUGGAUUAAAUGGAAAGGCGAAAAUGAGACAGAUCCCACGGUGAAAAGUACUGGUACUAGCAGUCAGAAAGAGGCAGAUAAGGUAAGUUGGUGGGUAUGUAAUAAAAUUUAUGAUUGCACCUCUGAUUACGUGGAAAUAAAACAGUGGUCACCACUGGCAGUAGCCUUACGAAUCAGUUGUGCCUGCAGGAAAAUUAGACACAAACAAGGCAAAAUAGAUUCCAAGAUUAUAGUAGGAUGUAGCAGGAGUACAAUUCAAAGUCCAGGACCGUUUGUAUGGGCAAUGAGUGAUGGCACAUGGACAACACACUUGCCUAUGGAUGGGGAGGUAAGAGAAAUCACCCUGGGCCUUCCCACUUUAUGUCCAAUUUGGAAGAAAUCCCCAUUUAAUGGGAGCCGUGAGCCCUUGCAAAUAAAAGCAAAACGAGAUGUCUCAGAAGACAAGAACCCAGAUGACACUUGGCAGGAACCCUCUAGUGGAGUAAAGAUUGGGUGGGCCCUAGAAUCCUUGUUUGGUCCCGUUGCAAAUUAUCGAAAUAGAGAAAUGCUAUAUAGACUCACAGGUCAGGUAGAUAGAUUAGCAAGAAUCACACGAGAGGGAUUUAAGGAACUCAACAUGCAAUUACAGGCCACCACCAAAAUGACUGCAAAAUCGUUUGGCUUUAGAUAUGUUACUUUUGAAAGAACACGGAGUGUGUAGAUAUUUAAAGAGACAAAUUGACCAUUGCUGCAUCCACAUCCCAAAUGUAACUGCAGAUGUAGAACAUGACAUCAGCCAGUUAAAACAAAUAGAGCAUGAGGCACAAAAGGAACAAUAGGAUUUAGCUACCAGCUGGUUAGGUAAAAUCUUUAAAGGAUUAGGAUGGAAUGAGAGUUCAUGGAUAAAGUCUAUCCUUGAAAAUCUGAUAAUUUUACUAAUUUUAUUUUUAGCAAUUUGGUUAGUUUACAGAAUCCUGAAGAGAGAGAUACAGAAAAAGGCAUCUUGGAACAGGACCAUAAUGAAGACAUUGGCACGGAAUCCAUAUCCAGCGCCUUCGAUCCUCAACAACAUCUGGGACAAAACCCAUGACAACCGAGGAUUUAAAGCUGAACAUCCAGUAGAAACUCUGAAGCCAAAUGGACUGUAUUAAGUGAAAGCAUUUACACUUCGUAUAUUAGAGUGAAAAUACUUUCAAAGGGGGGAAUGAUAGUGGAGAGUUAAAAAUAUUUUCUGUGUAAGCUAACUGCGGGUGGUGGGGGAAGGUAGAAGACGCACGGCUUAAAACCUGAUGCAGCCUGGCCUUGGAACAAACGUCAGCUUUCUGCAACCAGCUUCAUACUAUUGUUUUAAUUGAAUCAAGUGUGACUCCAGCCCAGGAGAUAAUUGAGAAGCAUUGUUUUAACCAAAUCAAGUAUAACUCAGGGUAAAGCAUAAGUAUGAUUUAAGAUAGUAACUAAGAAAUAGGAGAACCAGUAUCUAGGGGUGGAGGUUAGUUAACAUAUGUAUAACUUGAAGCUAUAAAAUCCCAAAACAUCUCUGUAUUCCUGGGCACAAGAUUUGGGCAUUCCAUGCCCGUGUCUCGCGCGCUCAAAUAAAGA
Messenger RNA from Prinia subflava (tawny-flanked prinia), 12071 nucleotides. RefSeq lists its product as uncharacterized. The transcript is spliced from 9 exons. Lineage: Eukaryota; Metazoa; Chordata; Aves; Passeriformes; Cisticolidae. Gene Ontology annotation, molecular function: zinc ion binding; nucleic acid binding. The record is from RefSeq and is a predicted model, not a curated record. Bases 181 to 2133 code for a protein of 650 amino acids.